AUGCCUGUCGCUCCUACGCCCUCCGCCGCCUUCGACGCGGUCGCACCCUUUUCAGACCGCCCGCGCGCCAGACCUGUUGCCAAUCACCCAGCUCGGUUAAUCUGCCUGGAAACCUUUGCAGUGUGCCCGGCGUAUGAUGGCAGAGUCGUGACAAAGACUGCAUGUUAUCACCGCAAUCUAAGUAGAGAAUGUUUGGGAUAUGGGAUCCGCCUUGCUUGGCCAGACCAGCCAGAUGGCAGACGCAGACUGAGCCGCAUCCCGAACCAGCUCAUCCAUCCCGAUCAUCACACCGUUGACUCUGCGCACUAUGGCAAACAGUUCCUGAACACGACCUAUGGGGAUCUGGCGCUUGCCAGGAAUGAUAUACCGCUGAACGGGCUGUGUUUUAUCCGCCGACAGCCACGACCAGCACGGAGUAUCCCACUGAUACCAGACUUCGAAGAACGAGAAUCCCAUCUGAUAUCCUAUUACCACCACAACCUGUCGCGCAUGAUCUCCACGAUUGACGUGAAUAAUGGGUUCCGCGACGAUCUACUACCCAUGGCUCUUUCGACCUUGGGUAAAGCCUCGCAUGGUCUCCGUAACGCCAUGCUGGCCGUCUCUGCUUUCCACCUUUGGGGUUCCAAGUAUGCUUUGUCGUACAAGGCCGAAGCAAUUCGAUCGCUGUCUUCUUCAUUGUCAACCGAGUCUGUAGGGAUAACAGAGACGCAACUCGCGACGUCGAUGAUGCUCUGCGUCUAUAACGUCUUCGAUGAAACUGAAGGCAAUUGGAGCCUACACCUUUACGGAGCUCAGAACAUCCUCCAUCAGCUUGCCAGUAUCCACGGUGGAGGGCUGGCAUACAGGUUCUUGUACACGUGGUUUCUCUACCAUGAGAUACUGGGCGGGUUCAGCCAACCUCUUCAGCAAUGGCCUGAAGGCCCAGCAUCCCUUCGCCUUCUACGUGAUGCUAGUUUUGACAGGUCCAUCAUCAUUGGGUCGUUGGGUUGUUCUGUGGAAGUGAUGGAGAUUAUUGCGUACGUCAAUGGCUUACGCGCAAACGAGCUACGAGGAGAACCUGUCACACUGUCGGGUGAAGAGCGAGCUCAAAAAGCCGACGAGUUCCACGCUUAUGAGAGCAAGAUUGCUACACUUGUUCAAAGACUGGAUCCAGUACACGCGAGCUCCCUACCCCAGCAGGAGCAAACCAAAACGCAUAUCACCGCCGAGCUGUACCGUAUCGCAACCUUUCUCUACCUGCAGAGAACUUGUACCUCUCCACAGACACAAGAGUAUAGGUCGGCAUACCUCGAGCAAGCUUUUCAAAUUCUUGGCCGCCUAGAUGUCUGUACCAGUCCUUGGCCACUUUUUGUCAUUGCUUGUGAAACCGAAACAGAUGAUCAGAGGAUAGAAGUUCUGCGGACUCUUGAUCGAAUGGACGAGAGGAGACAUAUUGGAAAUGUUUUCGUACUGAGAAACAUCAUCGAGUCGUUUUGGAAGCAGCGGGACCUUUUGGCGGACACUGGCCGAGCGGCUAAUCUCAAGUGGUGGGAUAUCAUCGACCUCCGCAUCGCAUCACCGUGGUUUAUCUGA
Messenger RNA from Anthostomella pinea, 1572 nucleotides. Lineage: Eukaryota; Fungi; Ascomycota; Sordariomycetes; Xylariales; Xylariaceae. The record is from the annotation of a GenBank genome assembly.